Messenger RNA from Ilex paraguariensis (yerba mate), 955 nucleotides. NCBI's taxonomy places the organism in Eukaryota, Viridiplantae, Streptophyta, Magnoliopsida, Aquifoliales, Aquifoliaceae. The record is from the annotation of a GenBank genome assembly.
CACUCUCUCUCUCUCUCUCUCUCUCUCUCUCAGAGACCUUACAUACAUUGGAGCUUUUACUUUCAUGUUCUAAAAAGUUAUUUUCUUGGACUCAUUUGCUCAAAGAAAUACAGAGAAUGGGGGUUGGAGGAACUUUGGAGUUCAUCUCUGACUUGAUGAGCAGUGGACAUAAACAAAAGAAGAAGAAGCAGUUGCAGACUGUGGACCUCAAAAUCAGGAUGGACUGUGAUGGGUGUGAGCUUAAAGUCAAGAAAGCUUUGUCCUCAUUAAGUGGGGUUAAAAAUGUGGACAUAAACAGGAAACAGCAGAAGGCGAGUGUGACAGGGUAUGUGGAGGCAAACAAGGUGUUGAAGAAGGCAAAGUCAACAGGGAAAAAGGCUGAGAUUUGGCCCUAUGUCCCCUACAACCUUGUGGCUCAGCCUUAUGUUGCUCAAGCUUAUGACAAGAAGGCACCUCCUGGCUAUGUCAGAAAAGUAGAGAACCCAGCAAGUGGGACUGUCACCAGAUAUGAGGACCCCUACACUUCCAUGUUCAGUGAUGACAACCCCAAUGCCUGCUCUGUCAUGUAGCUUGAGGAAACAGUACUCUUCUGUUCAAAUCUAGUCUCUCUCUCCUCUUUUUUUUCUUCUCUCCCUUGAAAUGGGGUUUGAUCAGAGUACUAUGAAAAUCUUUGUAGGUUUGUGGGACUGGUUUUGGUGGAGUGGAGCUGUAGAGUAGUUUUGGGUAAUCAUGAAAAGAGAAUGGUUGGCUACUAUAACCAUUAGCUUAGUAUAUCUCAGUUUGUUGUACCAUGUAAUAUUUGGGUCCAAUUAUUAUGCUAAAAAGUAAAUUUUUAGUACCAUACGUCUUCUCUUUCAUCCAAUAAAAACGUAACAUGUGUAAACUAUGUUUAUUUUAUUAUUUCACUUUACUUAAUUAUUUUUACAAUCCGAAAAGAAUAAUUUUUACGAUCAAU